Molecule: messenger RNA, 4017 nt
Organism: Anneissia japonica
Lineage: Eukaryota; Metazoa; Echinodermata; Crinoidea; Comatulida; Comatulidae
Product: very long-chain acyl-CoA synthetase-like
Exons: 10
Coding region: 154-2043 (629 amino acids)
Molecular function (GO): long-chain fatty acid transmembrane transporter activity; long-chain fatty acid-CoA ligase activity
Source: RefSeq, a predicted model, not a curated record
CUGCACACUGAGAACGUCUAAGCAAAGGAUCAAAGGUCACCGUUUUCUGCUCAAGGUCUACUAUUUCGUAAACCGACUCAGAACGACACACGACCAAAAUCCCACGAUAGGUUGAAUACAGCAGAAAUCGGAUUGUGAAACGUUGAAUCAGUCAUGGCUUCUGUUGUAGCUGCGGCUGGCAUCGUUACCACUGUAGUUGUAACUGCUGGCAUCUACAUAAGGCUACGCUUCCCCACCAUAUUGUCGGACCUCCAAUUCAUUCGACUAAUCGCUGGCGUGAUACUAGAGAGGAAAAAGUUUGCAAAAACAUGCUACACCGUGAUAGACUUGUUCAUGGAAAGCGUUGAUAGACAUCCGACGAAACCAUUGAUUUUAUCGGAGGACAAGUCAUUGACAUAUGAAGAAGUAGAUAAGCUCUCCAAUAGAUUUGCCCACUAUGUCCGUAAGGAUGGUACUUUGAAGGUGAAAGAUGUUGUAGCGGUGUUGAUGCAUAACGGACCAGAAUUAUGCUGGACCAGCCUAGGUCUUGGCAAAUUAGGCAUUACCGGUGCCUUGAUUAAUUUCAAUUUGAGGUCAAAUGCAUUACUGCAUUGUAUUAAAGUUAGCAAAGCUUCUAUUGUCAUCUGUGAAGCUGACGCAGGUCUUAUCGAUGCACUAACCGAUAUCGAAUCUGGAUUAGAUGGGCUAGGCAUACAGGUAUGGUUGAUCGGUAAACAGGUAGAGCACCCUGUGACACCUCGAAUGAAACAUAUUUCGUGGGAUGUACAGUCACAGCCUGAUCAUAGACCGUCAAGACACCUUCGGGAUGGCUUGGAAUUAAGUGAUUCUGCCCUGUACAUCUACACCUCAGGAACCACAGGCCUACCAAAACCAGUUCGAAUUACGUGGAACAAGCUCCAUGGUGGAUCAUACAUUUUGACUAUUUAUAAUAAAGGCCCAGAUAACGUCGUUUACAGUCCGUUACCGAUGUACCACAGUGCUAGCUAUAUCAUCGGCUUCAUGGGCGUAAUCAGGAUCGGUAUGACUCUUGCAUUGAGAAAGAAAUUCUCCGUGAGAUAUUUCUGGGACGAUGUGCGAAAGUACAAUGCUACGAUCAUCCAAUAUAUUGGGGAGACCUGCCGUUAUCUUCUGGACGCUCCUAAGAGUCCAAGUGACGGCGUUUACGACCAUACUAUUGAACUAGCAAUUGGAAAUGGCUUGCGUGCCAAUAUCUGGACAGAAUUUCAGACGCGCUUCAACAUUCAACAGAUUGGAGAAUUCUAUGGUUCCACGGAGGGCAAUCAAUUGACCUUUAACCUUGAUGGAAAAGUCGGUUCAUGCGGACGACAAACCAAUUUUAUGAGGAUGUUGACAGGUACUUUUGAAGUCCUUGAGUGUAACGUGGAGACAUCAGAGCCCAUCAGGAGGAGUGACGGUCUGUGUACUAUACUUCCGCCAGGUGAGGCGGGACUGCUAGUCAGCAAAGUGACGUCGACAUCACCAGUAGAUGGAUAUGCAGCACCAAAAGCUGUCAAUGAGAAGAAGUUGAUUCGAAAUGUCAAGAAGCCUCUUGAUGAGUAUUUUAAUUUCGGAGAUAUAUUGUUAAUCGAUAAAGAAGGCUACUUAUACUUUAAGGAUCGCCUUGGGGAUACCUUCAGGUGGAAAGGAGAGAACGUAGCAACCACGGAGGUCGACAAUGUCCUGACAGACUUCCCAGACAUAAUAGUGGCAAAUACGUACGGCGUUGAAGUGAAAGGAAAUGAAGGAAGAGCUGGCAUGAGCUGUGUUGUGUCGUCUAGUUGCAGUGAGAACAUGUUAAGUCAGUUGUAUGUUCACUUGACGGAAAGACUUCCAGCUUACGCAUGUCCAAAAUUCCUGCGCUUUGUCAAAGAAAUGCCAGUGACUGGAACGUAUAAGCACCGUAAGGUUGAGCUUCUCAAAGAAGGAUUCGACCCACAAAUCGUUGAAGAUCCCAUGUAUUUUUUUGACCAAACUGCUAAAUCGUACUCGUUAUUGGACAUGCCGGCCUUUGAAAAGAUUUUGCGAGGAGAAGUUCGCUUGUAAAUAAUUUUCAGAUUUGAAAUGCCUUAUUGAAUAAGAUACACACCAAAACUGACCAAUUAUAUAUUUUUAAGAUUUUUAUAGUUAUUGUUUGUUAAUGAAGUGUAUUGUGAAUCAUAUUUUCAGUGAAGGAAAGAAUAUCAAUAAGGUACUGAACUCUAUACGUCUCACCAAUUUUGUGCCUAUAUAGUGUGUGUAAGUCUACAUUUACUUAUUUUUAUUUAAUUUUUCACAAACAAAUAUUAAUGAUAUAAACAGCAAACAUAAAAAAUGUCUCCGACUUAUAGUGAAUUCCAUAGAAAAUUUAAAAUCUUCGUUUUUUGACUUGAUAACUUAACUGCUAGCAGAUAUAUACAUAUAAUAAUACGCCUACUACAAACUAAUAAAAAGGGUACAAAACAAGUAUGUACAAAUGACAUAAUAAAUUACAUAUUAUUGGAUCUAUAUUUUUAAUGUUAUUACUUGAAACUCAUCGUAUAUUCGAAGAAUUUUUUUUUUUAACGAGACAAGUAUUUGUACAAGUUCAUGUAUCGGUAUCCAAAUAGUUUUUCGUUCUUCAUACAACCUAUGUUAUCUUGUAUUUUAUUUAAGUUUAUGGAAAUUAGGAGAAUUUAUAUAAAUGUUCUAUUGACAAGUAUGAAGUUAUCUUUAACAAGAGAAUAAUGAAAAAUGAUGCGUAUAAAAUUAACGAUCAUAAAAACGAUCAAACAUAAUGCGUACAGUAUUACCAAUAAAUUAGAACCUCCUCCUUUUGGGACCCAUCAAUUUAGGGAACACUUUUUUUUUUAAGUGUGAAUUGAGAGCCAGAAAUGAAUCUUUUAACACUAUGGCUAACCCCUAAGGGGACACUUUGUUCGGUUCUGAAGGUGUCCCCUUAGUAGGGGUUUUACUGUACUUGAAUAUCACUAGGUCAACAAACUGUUUACAGCACAUACCGAGAACAAUCAGACACAAUAUUUUGAACAGACAAUAUGCAAUUAAUUUUUAAUCAAGUUGAGAAGCUUGUUCAAUAUAAAUCUAUUUUUCUCCCGUAGGUACUAAGUAUGUUUUUAUAUCUCUAUAUAUAUAUAUAAGUCUCAUAAUAGUAAGAGUUGAUUUAAUCUUGAAAUUAUUUUCUUUCUUAAUUAUCUGUAAUUUCCAAACAUUUAGAUGAAUAAAGUGAUGUCUAUGUCUAAGAUAAAUCUCCAAAUUAUGUUACGGGUUUCUGUUGUAAAAUAUCGAUUCUAUUAUAUUAUAUAUUAUUCUAAUGAAAGCUAGAAAAUAAUUACGAUAUUUAUAUUGUAAGUAUUAACCACUUAUUAUGUAAUGGGUCUACAGUCUAUAUCACGAUUGACGUGAAGAUAUGUGUUUGUUAUUCAAAUUAAUAUUGAAGCCACGUUUAUAUACAUACAUAUAAAUAAUGAUGUGAAAACGCAUAUCCAUGCAUAUACGUAAAGCAUGCAUAACAUAUGCAUAUGCAUAAUGCAAUAUGUACCAAACAAAGAUAGUACCUGUACUAAUAUGGAGUGUAUCAUGUCAAUUCAAUAGAAAACAGACAAUAUGCAAUUAAUUUUUAAUAAAGUUGAGAAGCUUGUUCAAUAUAAAUCUAUUUUUCUCCUGUAGGUACUAAGUAUGUUUUUAUAUCUCUCUAUAUAUAUAUGUCUCAUAAUAGUAAGAGUUGAUUUAAUCUUGAAAUUAUUUUCUUUUUUAAUUAUCUGUAAUUUCCAAACAUUUAGAUGAAUAAAGUGAUGUCUAUGUCUAAGAUAAAUCUCCAAAUUAUGUUACGGGUUUCUGUUGUAAAAUAUCGAUUCUAUUAUAUUAUAUAUUAUUCUAAUAAAAGCUAGAAAAAAAUUACGAUAUUUAUAUUGUAACUAUUAACCACUUAUUAAGUAAUGGGUCUACAGUACAUAUCACGAUUGACGUGAAGAUAUGUGUUUGUUAUUCAAAUUAAUAUUGAAGCCACGUUUAUAUACAUACAUAUAAAUAAUGAUGUGAAAA